CAUACUUGGUAAAGAUGGCGUCUGCGAGAGAAAAUGAAGAGUGGACUGAAGGCUUUACCAUUAUUAAAGACAAGCAUAAUCGUUUCAGAGACCAUACGAAUUGAUUUGUCAGUAGGAAAUACGUUUCAUCUGGCUGCUCUCGAUAUUUGGACAUUGUUUUAUUCAUUAGCGUUCGGGCGCAGACGUCCGCAGCUUUGUUUUCGAUUGGAGACAGCCCGGGGUUUGGACAGCUCACCAGCUUCAAGUUGGCAAGCGCGAAUGUUAGCCUGGAUAGCAUUUUGCUCUGCUGGCUUGGAUCUGUAUCGGUGUCCAUGGAACCAUAGCAGGACCCCUGUCGACAACGGACCAUACACCGUCCGCCAAAGUCGUUCUCGUACCAGCCGCCGUUGAUGAACCACACGGAUUAAAAUCGUUGUCUGGAAAUAGAGGCCAUUGAUCUGUCAUUGCGACACUGUUUUCAGCGUCGUGGCAGAGUGACUGGCCGACAUGUAUUUUCUAACCGGCUGGCCCCGGAGGCUACUUUGUCCGCUUAAAAGUGAAGAGGAACCCUUCUACAUCCAGCCCAGCACGCAGAGGUUUUACUUUGCGGUUUUGUCGGAGACUCAACUCAGCAUCUGGUUUAGCCGGCCCAGUGUCCUGAUUGUCAGCUACAUCGAGUCGGCCAAAGCGGCAGCCCAGUUUGGCUCCUACCAGUGUGCAGAAUGGAAACCAGAUGACUCCAUGAUAGCUGUGGCGGCCUCUAAUGGAUACAUCCUCCUGUUUGAUGUGCUGGGAGGACAAGAGGACAAAUACCUCUAUGAGGCCGUCUACCCAAAAGGGAGUCCCCGCGUCAAGGUGACGCCUGGUUAUAAGCAGGAACAGUGUGCUCCUGCUCUGACCCUGGAGAUGAAGAAACCUGUGGACCUGGAAGCUCCCAUCACCAGCCUCCAGUCCCUCCAGGACGACCUGCUGGUGUGCACGGCGGACGGAUACCUCCACGUGCUGCACUGGGACGGCCUGGGCAGCAACGGGCGCAAGGCCAUCAGCCUCACCACCAUCCCCUUCUCCCUGGACCUGCAGUCCGCAAGAGGGGGUCCGUCUCUGGACCUGGACAAGGUUCACAUCAAGUGCAUGGAGUACUGCGUGACCCUGGACGGGUUCGCCGCCGUGCUCAGCGACGGACGGCUGGGCUUCAUCACACCGCUCGGCAACACCGUCACCGCCGACCAGCUGCAGGGCGUCUGGGCGGCUGACGUGAUGGACGGAACGUGUGUGGCGGUCAACAACAAGUACCGGCUGAUGGCCUUCGGCUGUGCCAGUGGCACUGUGUUGGUGUACAUGAUCGACACCACGACUGGAUCAAUGCAGCUCUCCCACAAGCUGGAGCUCACCCCAAAACACUACCCAGAUAUCUACAACAAGACGGGCCCUGUCAAGCUCAUCCGCUGGUCCCCGGACUACAGCGUUGUCAUGGUGACCUGGGAAUGCGGGGGCCUGUCGCUGUGGAGCGUGUUCGGAGCGCAGCUCAUCUGCACCCUGGGGGAGGACUUUGCGUAUCGUUCUGAUGGAACCAAAAAGGAACCAAUUAAAAUCAGCUCUAUGAGCUGGGGAGCCGAGGGCUACCACCUGUGGGUGGUCCCUAGCAUACCAGAGAAGAGGAAGAGGAGGAGAUCACAGGAGCAGCAACAACAGGAGGCAAAGGAGAAAGAGGAGGAGGAGGAGGAGAAGGAGGAAGAGCAAGAGUUAAAUGAGGAGAUGGCGGAUCCACCCGCUCCUUGCUCCACGCCACGAGUGGGCAUCUUACAGUUCCACUUCAUCAAGAGCGCCCUCACUGUGAACCCGUGCACGAGUAACCAGGAGCAGGUGUUGCUCCACGGAGAAGACCGCCUCUACCUGACCUGCGGGGACCCCGCGCAGACACACAACUACAACAACACAAACGGCGGCGGCGGCGGCGCAGACCCCCAUGUCCCGCACCCCCACGCACAGCCCCAGCCCCAGGACGGCAGCCCGCUGCACUCCCCUCCCGGCCACAACGCCGCUCUCUCUCAGGGCCUCAGCACUUUACUGGGACACAAACACUGGCACGUCAUCCAGAUCCACUGCACAUACCUAGAGAGCAAUUGGCCAAUCCGGUUUGCAGCCAUCGACUCUGCAGGCCAGUGCAUGGCAGUGGCCGGGAGGCGGGGCUUCGCUCACUACUCCCUCUACAGCAGGAAGUGGAAGCUGUUUGGGAACAUCACCCAGGAGCAGAACAUGACCGUCACCGGGGGUCUGGCCUGGUGGAAGGACUUUGUCGUGGUGGCGUGUUACAAUUUCAUCGACCAGCAGGAAGAGCUGAGGCUGUACCUGCGGUCAUCCAACCUGGACAAUGCGUUUGCCUCGGUGACGCGGUUGCCGGCAGAUACGCUGCUGAUCAACGUGUUCCGGGACAUGGUGAUCCUGUUCCGGGCCGACUGCUCCAUCUGCCUCUACAGCCUGGAGCGGAGGAACAGCGGUCCUAACCCCUCAGCCAGUGUGGAGCUGCUCCAGGAGGUGUCCAUGUCCCGCUACAUCCCCCAUCCUGCCCUGGUGGUCUCCGUCACACUCACCUCCGUCCGCACCGAGACGGGCAUCACACUCAAAGCCCCGCAGCAGGCCUGCGUGGCAGAGAGCAUCAUGCUGAACCUGGCCGGCCAGCUCAUCAUGCUACAGAGGGACCGCUCCGGGCCCCAGCUCAGGGACAAGGACACGCCCCCCAACAACAAGAAGCUGCUCUCCUUCUGCCCCCCGGUGGUGCUGGCGCAGUGCGUGGAGAACGUGUGGACCACGUGCCGCUCCAACCGCAAGAAGCGCCACCUGCUGGAGGCGCUGUGGCUGUCGUGCGGCGAGGCGGGCAUGAAGGUGUGGCUGCCGCUGUUCCCGCGCGACCACCGCAAGCCGCACUCGUUCCUCUCGCGGCGCAUCAUGCUGCCCUUCCACAUCAACAUCUACCCGCUGGCCGUGCUGUUCGAGGACGCCCUGGUGCUGGGCGCCAGCAACGAGACGGUGCUGUACGACGGGCUGCAGGGCGGCGGCUGCGGCGGGGCGGCGUCCCCCUCCGAGCCACUGGAGGCGCUGUUCCCCUACUGCACGGUGGAGCGCACCUCGCAGAUCUACCUCCACCACAUCCUGCGGCAGCUGCUGGUGCGGAACCUCGGAGAGCAGGCCCUGCUGCUGGCUCAGUCGUGCGCCGGCCUCCCCUACUUCCCCCACGUGAUGGAGCUGAUGGUGCACGUGGUGCUGGAGGAGGAGGCCACGUCGCGGGAGCCCAUCCCCGACCCGCUGCUGCCCACCGUGGCCAAGUUCAUCACGGAGUUCCCCCUGUUCCUGCAGACCAUCGUGCACUGCGCGCGCAAGACGGAGUACGCCCUGUGGAACUACCUGUUCGCCGCCGUGGGCAACCCCAAGGACCUGUUCGAGGAGUGCCUCAUGGCGCAGGACCUGGACACGGCCGCGUCCUACCUGAUCAUCCUGCAGAACAUGGAGGUGCCCGCGGUGAGCCGGCAGCACGCCACGCUGCUCUUCAACACGGCCCUGGAGCAGGGCAAGUGGGACCUCUGUCGUCACAUGAUCCGCUUCCUCAAGGCCAUUGGCUCUGGGGAGAUGGACACCCCGCCCCCGACGCCCAGCACUCAGGAACCCAGCUCAACGGGCGGCUUCGAGUUCUUCAGGAACCGCAGCAUCAGUCUGUCCCAGUCGGCUGACUGCAUCACCACGGGCAAGUUCAACCUGCAGAAGACCUUCAGCAUGCCCACGGGACCCUCCUCUAAAGGGCGGGAGGUGGAGUGUGCGGAGAACAUGUACAUCGACCUGAUGCUGUGGCGGCACGCGCGCCACCUGCUGGAGCAGGUGCGCCUGCGCGACCUGGGCUGCUUCUCGGCCCAGCUGGGCUUCGAGCUCAUCGGCUGGCUGUGCCGCGAGCGCAACCGCGUGGCCCGCGUGGAGGACUUUGUGGGCGCGCUCAAGACGCUGCACCGCGACUUCCUGUGGCCCUUCCCCGUGCUGCCCGCCGGCAGCCUCAGCUCGCCGCUGAAGAACGGACGCUGCCGCGCCGUGCUGAGCACAACGCUGCUCAAGUCCCAGUCGGCGGACAGCCUGCUGCACAGCGACAUGGACACCGGGCCCGCCGCCCUCCCCCCGGUGGCCCCCAGGGGCCGCGCCUGGCUGGAGGCCCUGGGGCCCGGGGCCAAGGACAUGGACACGGGCUCCUCCUCAAGCCACUCCCUCCACCGCCUCACCCCCGAGACCCAGGACGCCUUCCUCUCGCCCCUCUCCAACAAAGUGGAGGAGUACAGCCUCGGCUCGGCCACGGACCUGACGGAGAACAGCUCGGUGGUGGACGGGGACUGGACCAUGGUGGACGAGAACGCCUCCACCCUGAGCCUCAGCCAGGCCGAGCUGGAGCACAUCUCCAUGGAGCUGGCCAGCAAGGGCCCCCACCGGUCCCAGGUGCAGCUCAGAUACCUGCUCCAUAUUUUCAUGGAGGCGGGCUGUCUGGAGUGGUGCGUGGUGAUUGGUCUGAUCCUGCGCGAGGCCAAUGUCAUCAAGCAGGUGAUUGGCUACCUGGAUAGCCCCGAGGUUCCACCCGAGACGGUGCAGAGUGUCCGCAGCGGCCUAUUGGCUGUGGACUCGUGGGCCUCCACCGAUUGCCUGGGCUUCAAGCCCUUCCUCAGCCUGAUCCGGCCCCAGCUGCAGCAGCUGAUGGAGGCGGCGGCCGAGCAGGUCCACACCGAGGCCUUCCAGGCCACCGGCCCGGGGGGCUCCAAGCUGGGCGGGGGCGGAGCGAUGGGCGGGGGGGCCUCAGCCCGGACCGAGGACAGCAGAUCCAGCACGGCCUCGCUGGGCCUGGCCAUGCCCUCCCUGGACCCCCCUGGGGGCUUCCCCCGGCCCCCCGCCGAGGUCGGGUGCCCGGAGGAGGGGGAGGAGCUGGGGGACAACGAGGGGGAGUACGACUGCACCCUGUCAUGAACACUAAAGAGAGAGGGAGAGAGAGAGGGAGGGGGAACUCCUGAACUCUGAACUAUGGUUGAACUUUGGACCCUGGAGGUAAAGGCGAAGGAAGAAUGGCCGGAGGUCGAAGAUGCAGAAUUAGGAAGGAUUGGAAUUAUAGUGCGUGUGUGUGCGACUGUGUGUGUGUUAAUGCUGGUCUGACUGUGUGUUCAGGAAGAGCCCGCAGUAGGUGCAGGUUGUUCAUUGAAUCCGUAUUAUCCACUCUAUAGAUUCCAAACUAGAGGCCUGUUGGAGACCUACACUGGCCCGCUACCAGAAGCCCAACCGACUAGCACACACACACACACACACACACACACACACACACACACACACACACACACACACACACACACACACACACACACACACACACACACAGACACACACACACAGUCACACAGAUAGCCAACCCGAAACACAGGCGGAAGAAGGCAAACCAACAGGCUCCUUUUAGCUGUUGUCAUUGUUUAUCCUCAAUAUGGCUUACCAAGAGAGACGGAGAGACCCUGUGGUGUGUGUGCGCGUGUGUGUUUGUGUGUGUUCAGGACCGCAGGCACAGGCACCUCUUUUCUCUUCAUCCUCCAGAUUGCCCACCAAUGUUUUUUCGCCACACACCGUGUUGUCACUGGACACUUUCGGACCGUAAUUUGCCUCCCCAAUCUCCACCGCCACUAAUCCUUAUCUGAGCCCCCCUCGCUGGACGGCCGCUCAGUUAAGUCCUUGAUCUUCGAUGUGCACAGACGUCUCACGGCCACUCACUCGAGGCA
Molecule: messenger RNA, 5759 nt
Organism: Gadus chalcogrammus (walleye pollock)
Lineage: Eukaryota; Metazoa; Chordata; Actinopteri; Gadiformes; Gadidae
Gene: ric1
Product: RIC1 homolog, RAB6A GEF complex partner 1
Exons: 28
Coding region: 487-4968 (1493 amino acids)
Biological process (GO): intracellular protein transport; retrograde transport, endosome to Golgi
Cellular component (GO): Ric1-Rgp1 guanyl-nucleotide exchange factor complex; cytosol; Golgi membrane
Molecular function (GO): protein binding
Source: RefSeq, a predicted model, not a curated record